Selaginella moellendorffii is the source of this 1338-nucleotide messenger RNA. RefSeq lists its product as uncharacterized. The transcript is spliced from 16 exons. NCBI's taxonomy places the organism in Eukaryota, Viridiplantae, Streptophyta, Lycopodiopsida, Selaginellales, Selaginellaceae. The record is from RefSeq and is a predicted model, not a curated record. The coding region runs from base 11 to 1294 and encodes 427 amino acids.
GCCCUACAAAAUGAGAGACCGAAUAAGAACUGCCACGUUGGCACGAUUAAGACCGUUGGAUGUAAGGAAAUCAACGGCCAGCUGGCAUGGUGUUAGGGUUUUUGCCCCGCGCAGGAGGAUGUGGAACACUCGAUCGAUCGAUGCUGUGCUGCUGCUCGUAGCAUUCUCCUUCUCUCUGUCUCGCGCAUUCGUGCCGCCGGGAUCCAAAUGCUACGCUCUCGACGGGAAUUACCGCCUCCACGAUUUUACGCAAUGGAUUGGGCAUCAGUUCGAGCACUCCAGCAACGAUGGAGAUUUUGUACUGCGAUUUUGUAAAGACGUUCAGCUGAGAUCAAACAAGGGAUAUGUAAACUAUGGUCGUUUUGUUCCUCUUCUCUCGACCAGCGAGAAUGGAAAUUUUGUGCAACACUACAACCAAGGUGAUUUGCAAGGCUGUGAAAACAAUGGUUUCGACUUGAGUGGCCGGAACUCCGAGGUGUCAGUCAGUUGUGGACGCUGCGAUGGCACGUCGUGUACAGACUCCUUUGGAUGCAUUUGCAAUGUGACUUCAACUCAAUCAAGUUGCAGCUCAAAAAUCGUUGCGGCUGUCAAAUGCAGCGAAGGGGGUCCUCGCGUGAUCAAAGGCUUCACAGUGGGAUUCAGUCCGCGUGGGAGAGAAAUAGUUGAAAAUGGCAUCACACAGUGGGGCUAUGACAAGUUUCACUCGGAUUACAGUUUUUCCACAGAACAGAGAGCUGUGUCCCUAUAUUUUACAGCACCUACAGCACUGUCCAGAUUCGUUAAGAAACCGUCUUUCACGGUGAAACCAAGCAAAGGACUAACAGUACAAUUGGCUGGUUCUGCUGCAGAGGGCGAAUCGCCAACAACAGAAUCUCCUACUGUUUUAAGCGUGGACUGGCAGUGUGAUAAGCCCACCGGAGGUCCUUACGUCGUCACUGUGAGUGUCCCGGCAGAUGGUUUCAAUCCGGUCGUGUUCAACUUGGGAAAAGAGUGUGAACACAAGCAAAAAUCCCAGGAUGGCGGCUCAAGCGGCUGGGCGACUUUCGGAGUAAUCUGUCUUGUCGUCAUACUCGUGUUGGGCUGCUGCUGUUGCGGUGGCUUCUGCUACAACACUCGAGUUGAGCACAAGCAUGGCUUCGACGCACUUCCCGGAGUGACAACUCUUGCUCGCUACCUUGACUCCGCGUCCGGUCAAGCUCGCUCUGAUGGCUAUCGCCCAGCCGAGGACGCGUCGAGCACAGCACCCUCGAGACCCACGAGAACUUCUGAUAGUAGCAAAUAUGGGACCGUGUAAGUUCGCUAUGCAAUCUUCCUCCAGGGUCUAAUGGAGUACGAGAA